AUGCCCGAAAAAACGGCCGCUCUAUCCGCUCUGUGCGUUCUUGCCUUCGCAAGCGUUGCCUUGUCUUUCUUCCGCAUCCCCUGUGCUGCGCCAAUAGUGAUCGAGCGCGCCGAUCCUGUUGUCAAUUCAGGCAAGGUCUCGGGCCAUGUUUAUAGUGUUAUGGGCGGCAGUGGCUUUGGUUUCCAAAUGGACUACGCUGCAACCCAAGCUUCCACAUGUUCCUCUUGCACGGUAGUCCAGGACAAGUCAAACUACUGGGUUCCUUCCCAUUUAUCUAGACAAUUUAUUAUAGAUACUGGAACGGCAGCUUCGCCACGAUUACUCAGACUGGAGGAGCUACUAUCUACUAUUUACCCCAAAGACCCUGCCUACCCUAACCUUAUCGCCUUCCCCGAGCGGUUUCGAAUGAUCGCCGGAGAUCCGAACCUGCGAAAGUACACUGAUACAACGGAACAGAAAGCUAUUACCUUCUCCUGCCUUGGCACCAACCAUGCAGAGACGAACGGGUUCCCAAAUUACAAUUGUCCCAAUGACCUCCGUGCCCAAGUCUUCUUUCCGUCUUGCUGGAUCGGCCGUAACGUAGAAUCCCCUGACUAUAAGUCGCACAUGGCUUAUCCUUCCGGAGUCACUAUAGGCAACUGCCCCCCUAAUUUUCCAAAGCGGUUUAUUUCCAUAUUCUAUGAAGUUAUCUGGAAUACUCCAGACUUCGCUAAUACGUGGUAUGGUGAUUCACAACCUUUUGUGGUGUCAAAUGGUGACCCAACUGGCGUCGGGUAUCAUGCGGACUUUGUCAACGGAUGUCAUGUUCCAACUCUUCAAUCUGCUAUCGAUAACUGCAACUCUGGUGAUGGCGUCAUCGAGAAGUGCCCAUACUUCAACUUCACCACGAAUGAGGUUGCUAAGAACUGCAAAGUUCCACCUUCAAUCGAUGAGUACGUUUCUGGUACCCUAAAUGCCUUGCCAGGUUGCAAUCCCGUACAAAGGGGACCUCAGGACGUGAGGCCUCAACCAAAUUGCGGUGCUCCAACUUCCAUCGGUAAGCCCCACUGGCCAUUCACAGAUCUCAUCUGGUCCAAGCGAUUUGCCUAUGUUGGUUGUGGCACCGACCUUCGUGGGCAGCCACGUACGCUUAAGGGAUCUAGUAAUAUAAGUUCUAGCAUGACUAUUAAGAGUUGUUUUGAUUUUUGCUCUAGCAAGGGUUUUAGUGUUGCGGGUCUUGAAUUCUCAACCCAUUGCUUCUGCGACAAUUCCACUCUAGCUGACCGAGCCCCUAUCGAUGGCCUGAUUCGAGACUGCUCCAUGUCCUGUGCUGGAAACAAGAACCAAAUAUACGGCGGACCAGCUUUGAUAUCUCUGUACCAGAAAUGCGGAAAGGACUGCAAGAAUGUUGUCUUGCCUUUCAUCAACGGCACCGCUCGAGCGGGAAGAACAGCCCCAUUAGUGACCCUUCAGUCAACGAAGGCUGCUGUCAAAACUCAAACACAAUUCUCGCCCUUUGUGUUUUUCAUAAAUAUUAACAGACUGGUGGUAGUGGUUUUGACUACAUGA
Messenger RNA from Venustampulla echinocandica, 1548 nucleotides. Its product is annotated as putative wsc protein. Lineage: Eukaryota; Fungi; Ascomycota; Leotiomycetes; Helotiales; Pleuroascaceae. The record is from RefSeq and is a predicted model, not a curated record. Bases 1 to 1548 code for a protein of 515 amino acids. The transcript is spliced from 5 exons.